Molecule: messenger RNA, 1592 nt
Organism: Paramormyrops kingsleyae
Lineage: Eukaryota; Metazoa; Chordata; Actinopteri; Osteoglossiformes; Mormyridae
Gene: ebpl
Product: EBP like
Biological process (GO): sterol metabolic process
Cellular component (GO): endoplasmic reticulum; membrane
Molecular function (GO): cholestenol delta-isomerase activity
Source: RefSeq, a predicted model, not a curated record
GACGUCGCCAUAGCGACCAUUCUAGGCAGUCGUCAACACGCAGCGUUUGCAGCAGCGUCAUGUUCGACUUUCAUUUUUUUGACAGAUGCACAGAAAAAAAAUUACUGAACUGGAGUGGAUUCCAAAUCUUUGGAGUCGACUCUGGAUAGCUAGCCUCCUGGAAUCGACUCCUCGAUUCUUUUAUCCAGUUCUACUGCAUACACCGUAUGGCUUUAGAGAUUUCUGUUUUGAGGUGAUUUAUCGUUCCUCUACGCUGUAGGGGGAAAUGCAACGCUACAAUUAAAAACAGAUUGCAUAUUACUUGUACACGCUGGGUCGAUGUGACCGGCUAAUGGUCUCAGGGAUUUCGCGUACUGAGUGGGAAGGCCUAAAAGGGGAAGGGCAGAGAACAGCAAAACUCGCAGCGGGUCUGAACUGCCCCUACGCCGAUCAAAGACAGUCCGAGUCUCCGCUGUGAUGGCAGAGAGCCCCAGCCUGCUCUCGCCCGUCGCCGUGUACUCGCUCUCAGCCUGCGCCGCACAGUUUGCGGCGGGCUACUUGCUGGCGCUGCUGUGGGGCAGAAAGUGCUCAGCGGCAGACAGAUGGGUCCUGGUGUGGCUCUUCUACGAUGCGAUCGUACACAUCACCCUGGAAGGUCCAUUCGUCUACAUGUCACUAAUCGGCACCGUUGAAACCUCGGACAACCUCAUUGCCGAACUGUGGAAGGAGUAUGGCAAGGCAGACCGACGCUGGCUUCACUCGGACCCAAACAUCGUGUCCCUAGAGCUGCUGACGGUGGUGCUGGGUGGCUUGCUAGCCUUGGUGCUCGUCUACGCCAUCAUCAAAGACAAACACUACAGGCACUUUGUCCAGAUUACCCUGUGUGUGUGUGAGCUGUACGGAGGUUGGAUGACAUUCUGCCCAGACUGGCUGGCUGGCAGCCCCAGCCUUAACACCAGCAACUGGCUUUACUUGUGGAUCUACCUCGUGUUCUUCAAUGGCGUGUGGGUGGUCGUUCCAGGACUGUUACUCUGGCAGUCGUGGCUUUGGCUGAAGGGAAUGCACAAACCACAGAGAAGUGUGUCUUCGAAGAAAGCUGAAUAAAAUGUCAUGUAUAUGGAAGUGGUCGGUGGAUGGAGUGGAGGCUCUGCAGCGUGUCGGUUGCUAUGUCAACAACUGGAAGGUUGCUGGUUCAAAUCCCAUGAUUGUCUGGAGUGAUUCUACUCCGUUGGGCCCUUGAACAAGUCCCUUAACCUGUAAUAGCUUUGUCCUGGGUAUGACGUUACCUUUAGGAAAUCUAUGCAGGUGUAGUGAUUGUUUCAAGGUGAUGAGUGAUUUACCAUCUGAAACACAUCGGUUGAUGUGCAGAUAGAAAAUGGAGUCGUCUCAAUGGUCUAGAAAGCUCGAGACAAAAAGCUGUGACUUAACUAGAUAAUGAUGAUUAUCUAUGAGGAUGAUGGUGUAAAUAAGUGGGAAGUUGUGUGUGGAGAAACAUGCCUGGACUUUCCUCCAGAUCCCUUCACACACUUCUACUACAAACAUGCCCAGACACGAUUCUGGAUUUUUCCACACAGAUCUUUCAAUUUCACAUUAAAAUAACGACUGUAGCCACA